AUGACCACCCCAUCCGAGGAAAGUGCAGAGCACUUCGUAACCCACAUCCUCCCUCUCUACCAAGGCCCGUCCGUCAAAAUUCGAUUACAGCCUAGUAACAAGGAAUAUGUAAUUUCGAAAAGCCUUCUCUGUGCGGAAUCGCCGGUUUUCUCGAAAAUGUUCAACGGCCAAUUUCUAGAGUCGCAGCAACAGACGGCCACUCUACAGGCAACUGAAGACGAUGUCUCGGUGCGUAGCCUUGAAGCACUCAUUCAAUGGCUAUACCGACGCACUGUCGAAUUCGAGAUAGAAGACCCAACCGAGCAUACUUCAGCAGCAUUGGAGCUCGCUAGGCUUGCAGACAAGUACGAGAUUACUGGGCUCGAAGAUACAAUAGCCGAGUGUAUCAAGGAAAUCAUAAUAUCCAACCCUCAUCCGGGGAACAAACGCACUCGAAUUCGAGAUAUCGAUACCCACACUUAUUAUCUCAGGCGUGAUCAUAUUGCCUCGGCAAGCCUUUUGCCUCAAGGUCAUCCAGUGCGAAGUGUUUUGGCUGCAGCUUCCGUUGAAGGGUUCCUCCGCAGCGGCAAACACAAGUUUUAUGAAGAAAUUCAGGCCUACCCGCCUUUCGGAGCCGACCUCCUCUUAGAGAUUGGGCGUGCCCUACGGUCUUCGCGGACUCGGACUGAGUAUUUUGUAGAUCCCAUCAGUGAAAUCACGUUGUCUGCAACCAGGGAAGCUUGA
Molecule: messenger RNA, 723 nt
Organism: Penicillium cosmopolitanum
Lineage: Eukaryota; Fungi; Ascomycota; Eurotiomycetes; Eurotiales; Aspergillaceae
Product: BTB/POZ domain-containing protein
Exons: 2
Coding region: 1-723 (240 amino acids)
Molecular function (GO): protein binding
Source: RefSeq, a predicted model, not a curated record